Penicillium verhagenii is the source of this 1512-nucleotide messenger RNA. RefSeq lists its product as uncharacterized. Gene Ontology annotation, molecular function: transmembrane transporter activity. The record is from RefSeq and is a predicted model, not a curated record. Gene Ontology annotation, biological process: transmembrane transport. The coding region runs from base 1 to 1512 and encodes 503 amino acids. The transcript has 4 exons. NCBI's taxonomy places the organism in Eukaryota, Fungi, Ascomycota, Eurotiomycetes, Eurotiales, Aspergillaceae.
AUGACGACUCCAGGUGAAAUCCCGGACAAGUCUCUAGACAAGAUGAGCUCUUAUGUAGAUGAAAAGGCUGAGGGCACAAUCAAUGACCCAUUAAGCAUUUUAUCCGAAUCCCACAAAUCAUACCUGCUUGAGCGCCAUGGCAGACUCGACCUUGAUCCUAUUCCCAGCAUGGAUCCAGCUGAUCCUUACAACUGGCCAUCAUCCAAGAAAGUCCUCAAUCUCAGCUUGGUCGCGUUCCAUGCUUGCAUGGGCACAUUCACAGCCGCUGCCAUUAUCUGUGCCUAUGAAGAUAUCGCUCUAGAUGUGGGCGUCUCCAUUCAACGAGUGAGCUAUCUCACCUCACUUCAAAUCGCCAUCCUCGGUGGUGCCCCGUUGUUUUGGAAGCCACUGUCCACCCGCUUCGGCCGUCGUCCCAUUUUCCUGCUGUCAUUGAUUCUGAGCUGUGUGUGUAACAUUGGCUGCGCUAAGAGCCCAGACUAUGCCUCCAUGGCGGCCUGUCGUGCCUUGGUAGCCUUUUUCAUUUCUCCUGCUAUGGCGAUCGGAAGUGGCGUUGUCACAGAGACAUUCUUCCGCCACGAAAGAGCGCGAUACAUGGGCAUUUGGACAGUGAUGGUGACGCUGGGUGUUCCUAUCGGGCCUUUUAUCUUUGGAUUCGUUACCCAGCGAGUUGGUUACCGCUGGAUCUACUGGAUUCUGGCCAUCACCAAUGGGGUUCAAUUAGUCCUCUAUUUGUUCUUCGGACCUGAAACCCGCUAUAUUGGUGACGACGUGCAAAGCAAAGAGUCCGCAUUCAAGCGCGAAUACACAUCCCUCCGUCGAAUCGAUCCAACUCCAUUAAAGCUGUCCGAAUUCUUCCACCCCCUCUCCCUCUUUACCAACAUUCCUGUUCUCCUCGCCGCGAUCGCAUACUCUAUGGUCUUCCUGUUUGCCUCCGUGAUGGGCUCCGUCGAAGUCCCUCAACUCUUGCAAAGCAAGUUCGAGCUGAAUGCACAACAACUUGGUCUUCAAUUCCUGGGCCUUAUUAUCGGCUCUCUCCUGGGCGAACAACUGGGUGGUGUCAUGUCCGAUAUGUGGAUGAACGCUCGUGCUCGACGUAUCGGCCGCAAGCCGGCCCCUGAAUACCGACUCUGGCUGAGCUAUAUCGGGUUCCUGCUGGCUAUUGCUGGAAUGGUCGUAUUCCUUGUAUGCACUGAACAGGCGAAGGAAGGCCAAUGGACGGUUACGCCAGUGAUUGGCACUGGUAUCGCAGCAUUUGGAAACCAAGUUGUCACUACUGUUCUUACCACUUAUGCCGUGGACACCUAUCCCCAGGAUGCCGGCAGUGUUGGUGUGUUUAUUAACUUUGUCCGCUCAACCUGGGGAUUCAUCGGUCCCUUCUGGUUCACCGAUCUAUUUGACAGCGUUGGUAUUGCGAAGAGCUCUGGCGUGGUCGCGGCACUGAUUAUGGGUGCCAGCUUCAUUCCCACUGCAAUUUUGCAGUGGAAAGGAGAGAAGUGGUACAGUCGUGCUUAG